Messenger RNA from Petromyzon marinus (sea lamprey), 11346 nucleotides. The record is from RefSeq and is a predicted model, not a curated record. NCBI's taxonomy places the organism in Eukaryota, Metazoa, Chordata, Hyperoartia, Petromyzontiformes, Petromyzontidae.
UGUUGCAAUCGAAACGUCGUAUUCUAUUAUUUAAUUUAUUUUCUUUCUACGUGACUUUUCCGAAAGAACCAAUGAGUAAUUCCUGCAGUCACGAAAGCUUCAAAUCAAGUUUGGAUACACCACAUUUAGUCGAUGAGCAGGUCACGGGGUGUGGUGAGGUAAAGUGUCUGGCCAUUGUGGAAGAGUAGGCCAAGAUAGCCUCUACUGGGGCUGUCUAGAGCUCCCUCUAGUGGAUACUAGGAGUAGCUUCACAUUUAUGUAUUAUAAUUGUAAUUGCAUUUCACUUAUAUAAAUAGUUAAAUUAUGACAUUACUUAGAUUUAUGUUACUAUUAUGCUAUUAUAGUGUCUGAAGAGGUCGCUCAGCAUUAGAGUGGCUCGCAUUCAGAAGGUUGCGAUUUCAAAUCCUAGUUGGGGGAUCACUCAGCCCAUCAUCCCUCUGGGGUCAAUAAAAUUAUUACUACAUUGUACGGAAGUCCACAGUGGUCGUCCUACGGAAGCCUCGCGCCUGCCAUAGGAAUGUGGAAUUUCCGCCACUGCCUCAAUGCUGUAAAUAGGAGAUGAGCACCGCCUCAAUGCUCAAUUGCGUAUAAAAUAACUUCCACUGCCAUUGUUGUUAUACCACACUGACAUUUGGUGCUACUGAUUCAAGGACAAUUAUUCAACGAUUACUCGAACCUGCUACAUACUCCACUCAUGAUGUAAACUCUGCCGACACUGCAACAUGUGGCAAUGUUCUGCUAUGCCAUAGUGGUCUGAUGUGCAUGUUGGAUGGGUAUCUUCACCAACCCACAGCGAACAAAUUAUCUGAAACCACGUAAGGCAUGUUUAGGAAGAGGAAAAAUAUAACACUAGAUUGAAAUGCCUCAUAAAAGAUUGGAAUUGUAAAAUUAUCAGAAAAAAAACAGGUUCAUGAUUUCUUAAAUUCUCAGAUGGUAGUCCUUAAGGAGAAACAUGGGACCAUAGCACCGACAGAGAUAACAAUCUUAAAAUUAGUGGAGGAAUGUUAUGCUGAUAACAACAGAAAAAAACAAUAUCCUUGGAAUAAAACCAUUUUAUGGAGAGGAAGAAGAACUUUACAGAUGUUACACUUGAAGAAGCAUUCACGACCCUUCACUGUAUGAGACAUUGGAAUUCUACUGGACUAGGCAUAACUAUGGGUAUCGCCAGAGAACCAUGACCAAUGGUUGGAACUUAAUUCGCAGAUAAUUCAUGACUAAAUAUUUACACGUAACUUAAAUACCUCAAUUGUGUAACGACCCCUCUCUUCUAUAUGAAAAAAGACAUAAUACUGACUUUGUAAUCAUUGUUUGUAAUUAUUGCACUCUAUAUUACCUGCUGUGACAUGGGUCUGAAACAUGGACAUUGUAAAAUAAAAUCAAACAAAGGCUGCAAAGUGCACAAAGAGUCGUCGAGAAGUGCAUGCUUUGAAUUACACACACAUAUAAGAGAACAUACACAAAGUAAAUACCCUAUGACUGACUAGAAAAAGCGGGGUUGGGAAGGACGUAUGGCGAGAAGGGAUGAAGGAUUGCGGUCCAGAUUAUGUGCAGGAGCUAGAUGGAUUUGACACAUCGCAGGACCAUGAGGGAUAGUGACAACUUGGGGAGAUCAUCAUCCGGCAGUUGAUAGAUCAUGCAUGAUGAUGGUUGCAGAAUAUUAUUAUUUCAAGGUUAUGUAAAAAUUAAAUGGCGAAUUAUUAUUUUUUCAAACUGCAUUCUGCAAAAAAAUCAUGUAAAAUGUGUAAACGUACUCGGACUAGUUUUGGGUGUUGUUCAACUAUGUUGGCAAUCCCAAAGCAGGGAUAAGAGUCCAUGGUCUUAUGACAGAGAUCACCGGCCUGUCUGCACAACAUCCACAAUUGACUUCUCACAAAGUGGUAUUUAUUUGAUUGCCCCAGCAAGGGUGAUGGCUUAAAUUGAUUUCGUUCUUCCACAGUUGUAUGCAGAUAAUUGCUCUUUGAUCUUGUCCAUUUUAUUUGAAAGUGUGUACGCAAUUGCCUCUUGAGCAGGGAAAUAUUUAAGACUAAAUUAAGCAAUACGUGCAAUCGCACACACACACACAGAAUAUGUAGGCCAGCUGUUGACUCGGUCUAAGUGGUUAUUUUGUCUGUGACUCUGCCGAGAGAGAACUUUCUACAGCAGCCAAUGGGGCAGGGAAGUGGAAAGGAGGCCGGAGCAAACAGUGGCUCAGCGACAUAUGAGGAGGGCCCUCCCCCCUCCCUCUCCCUCGCUGCACUCUGCCUGGAGACGUUUGGCUUUGCGUUCACACGUCCCCCCCCCCCCCCUUUAUCAUCGCUUUCUGCGAGGCUUUGCGGCCACACGGGGUUUUGCACGUCUGCGCACGGCCGAUAGACAAACGCCACAAGGCGCUCCCCCCGUUCCCUUCACGCCACCCUGGUGCUUCUACGUACUCGCGACGAGACACGACGCUUCAUUUUUCCCAUGGAUGAUGGCCGACAACCAAAUCAGCGCAAAGUCCUCACCAUCGCGGGUGUCAAAAGCGACGCUCACUCUGGAGCUCACGUCUGCGGCAAGGCCCCCCAUGGAGCCGCCUGCCUUUGCCGUCGCUCCACGAAACGCGCGAGCUCCGCUGGGCGCCACGGCGCGGUUUGAUGGCAAGGUGAGAGGGAACCCCGAGCCGCAGGUGCUGUGGUUCAAGAAUGGGCAGCCGCUGGCAGCGGGGGAACACUUCCGCGUGGAGCGAAGCUCCAGGGGCGCCUUCAGCCUGGAGGUUGUGGGUCUCGGGGAGGACGACUCCGGCAAGUACCUGUGCGAAGCGAGGAACGAGGCCGGGACGAGGCAGAUCACGGUGGAGCUCAAAGUGGAAGGUUGUGAUGCAGAAAAGAAAUCCCUCGUGGCCAGUGCCAAGUUAUCCAGAUUUCCAAUUCCACCGGUGGAGAGCAGGCCAAGUAUAUGGGGAGAAAGCCCUCCGAAGUUUGUCAACAAGCCCUCAAGGGCUGUAGUGCGAGAGGGACAGGGUGGAAAAUUCAACUGCAAAAUCACUGGACGACCACAGCCCCAAGUCACCUGGAGAAAGGGAGACACAGAGCUGCACAAUGAUGGGCAUUUCAAGGUUUACGAGAAGUCAAGUUUACACUUUCUGGAGGUCUUGGACGUGAAAGAGGAAGACUCGGGUGUGUACACGUGCACCAUCACAAACUCAGCUGGGAAAGCAAGUGCAUCGGCUGAACUGAUCAUUCAAAUUUCUAAUGAGCCUCCAUCUGUUUUGAAACCUCAUUUGAAUGUUCAAAAAUCAUCCACUGAGUUAACUCUUCAGGUGACAAAUAAGAAAGAAAGAAACACAGAAGAGGCAGAAUCCAAGAAACAAACGAUGAAAAUUGUCACCCAAGAGGUGGCAGAGAGGAGAGAGGCAGCACCAAUGGAAGCCAGCAAAAAGCCAUCUGCUGCGAUGGAAAUGAAGAUGACAAAUGAGCAACUGUUAAGGAGUGCAGACAGAAUUAAACCAGCGUCCAAUGUGUUGCAGAAAACUGAGUUACCUGCACAGCCAGCUGAGAGGAAAUCAGCCUUCCAGAAAAUACAGAUAAAGUCUCUGGCUGUGAAAGAGACAGAGACAAAAGCAUCAAUACCGGAUGUGGUGAGGAGGAAAGAGAGCGGUGGAAAUGAAGGUGUUGCUGCUGAUCUGCCACAGGUCAACCCGGCAGGGCUAUCAGGAGUAGAUGUGAAGUCAACAGUGUCAAAGGAAAUGGGUAGAGACGCAGUGGUGGCAGUAGCGACAGAGACAACGGAACCACCGCCUAAGGGGCUUGUUGAGAGAAACGAAGCAGUAUCUAAGAAGUUGCCAAAACUUACGAUGACACAGAAGGACGCUGAGAGAAAAGUGGCCGUGCAUAAAGAGGUUGAACAGAAGCCACUUGAGAGAAAGAGGGUGGAGUCCCAAUAUGUCGCCCCAAAAGAUGUGGCAAACAUAAACGCCCCGGCAGAGAUGAAGAUGACAGGAAUGGCGUUGAGGGAAGAGUCUAAGAAAGAAAACAGCAUGAGCCCGGUGUUCACUCAUCCUCCACAGUCGCGCGAGGUCACACAGGGUCAUGAAGUCGCAUUCAGCUGCAGAGUGUCAGGAAUCCCAAAGCCAGCUGUAGAGUGGUCAAAGGAUGGCGUCGUAAUAAAAACAAGCGAGAGGUGGUCGGUCGAGGAGAACCAAGGUGGCCAUCAGUUGAUCAUCUUCGAUGUGCAGAAAUACGAUGGAGGCGCCUUUGCCUGCGCAGCUAAAAACAGUGACGGGAAGGCAACAACGGCCACCUUCACACUCAUUGUCAAAGACGCAGACCAGGCGCCCGGUUUCUCCGCCCCGUUGGUGGCAUGUACUGUUGAAGAGCAACAGGAAUUCACUCUGGAGUGCCACUUGUUGGGGAAGCCAGAACCUUCGGUGACUUGGUUAAAAGAUGACAAGCCUGUCAACAGUGCAGUAAUGUCUUGCCGUGAUGGAUACUGCACUCUUUAUGUCGGAGCUGCUGGCCUGGACGACGGGGGAGUGUAUACGUGUAUAGCUGAGAACCACCUUGGAAAGGCCUAUUGUAGUGCCACAGUGACAGUCCGAGAGCCACGGAGGAGGACGAGCCGCAGGAACGAGGAAAAGCCGGCGGUCAAGCAGUCGCCUCCCGUGUUUGUGAAGGGACUUUGUGACCUGCAGGUGAUGGACGGCAGCGAGGUCCAUCUCACUGUCAAAGUUGCAGCAAUUCCUCCAGCAGAAAUAGUUUGGCUGCACAAUGGAAAUGAAAUCAAGGAGUCGGAGGACUUUGUGUUGGAAAGCAAGGAUGACGAACACACCCUGCACAUUCAGGAGGUCUUUCCAGAGGACACAGGCUGCUACACGUGUGAAGCCUGGAACGAGGCUGGGCAGGCUCAAAGCCAGGCCCUGCUCACCGUGCAGGAGCCCCAGGAUGGCGUGCAGCCCUGGUUCAUCAGCAAGCCCCGGCCGGCCGAGGCGGCGCCGGGGCAGAGCGCUCUGCUGUCGUGCGCCGUCGCCGGCGAUCCUUUCCCCUCCGUCUCCUGGCACAGGGACGGGCGACUGUUGUCGACGGGAGGCGACACCGUUCUGCAGCGGCAUGGCGACGUCUUCUCCGUGGUCAUGCACAACGUGUCCCCCGAGCACACGGGACUCUACGAAGUCAGGAUCCAAAACACUGUUGGCUCGUCAAACUGCACAGUAUCUCUGGUGGUAAAGGAGGGUGGAGGCCGUGGCUCCGUACACCAAAGGUGGGGAAGAGACUCGGAGAGCCUUUGCUCCAGCACAAACGUUAGGCAGAGCUGCAGCCCGAGUGGAGAAAACCCUGAACAGCAGUGGGAAUGCAAGGGAUCCGAGCCCGAUCAGACAGACUUCCGAGGUGUUCUGCGCCGUAAGGUCCAAACAAAAGAGCGCUUGGAGGAGGUACAGAAACAGCAGGAGGCGGAGCAGAAAGACUUCCGUAGCGUCCUCAGUGGUGCGGCCAAGAAAUCGUGCUCUACCAAGCACUCAUCCGAAGAAGAGAGUCAACAAAGAGAGGCUGAGCAGCUGGACUUCCGUGGAAACCUUUCGCGACGAGUAAAGACAAAAUCCCUGUGUGAAGAAGAGAUAAAGGAACGCGAGGCUGAACAAGUGGAUUUCCGAGCAACAUUGGCCUGCAAGAAAGCCCCAUCACGUAAGCCACCACCUCCGGCGCCAAAACCCAAACAACCAAGUUUUCGCCGGAUACACCUACAGGAUUGCGGUGAUCCACCCGAGCAAGAGCCAGAGCAGUGUUCGUCGGAGACGUCUCACCCUGGUUGCUUCUCUGGCUGUGGGAGCAGCAGCCUCUGCUCCGAAUCGGAUCCACAGCACUGCCCCACGGAGUGCGACACGCAGGACGGCCCCCGCUGCCAGAGUCGCCCGGCCUCGGCUCGCUGCUUGACGGAGUCUGCAGGCGGCGGAGGAGGAGGGAUGGCAUCUUCUAAGGGCUGUACGAAGGGUUCCAACGGGUGCUGCGAGACCGUGUCCCCCGGUGGGAUCUCCCGGGGGGGUGGCGGCGGCAGUGGCGGCAGUGGCGGCGACGAGCAGGCGCUGCCCGUGUUCACGGAGCCGCUGCGUGUCACGCGGGUGCUGGACGGCGAGCGCCUCCAGCUGCAGUGCCGCGUGUCGGGGCGGCCUCCCCUCACCGACACGUGGAGCGUCGAUGGAAAAGUCCUGAAACCCUCCAAGUACAUCAUGAUCACUCAGAAAGAUCCAGCAUCUUUAGUCAAGCCAAAAAUAUCAAAACUAAAAACCAACGAACCCAAAAGUCAAGUCAGUGCAGUCGAAAAUGAUGGACCAGUCAUUCCAAAAAAGAAACCCACUCCAAAGAUUUCUGCUAAACCAGAUGCAACGCACUCUACAGCGUGUGCACCCCAGAUCACACGCUUCCCUGAGGAUAUGAAGGUUCGAGCUGGCGAAAUGGUGGAUUUAAUGUGCUCCUUUGAAGGCACGCCGCCCAUCAAGGCUUCUUGGCUGAGGUUCAAAAAGGAGAUUGCUGCGGGUGGGCGGCUUAAGAUUGAGACGAAAGAUGCAAGCAGCAGCAGGCUCACCAUUUCCUCGUCGCAGCACAACGACUGCGGGUGCUACACGCUGGUGCUGGAGAACAAGCACGGGAGCACCCAGGCGCUCGUCGGUGUCACUAUCGUCGAUAAACCGGAGCCUCCCGCGGGCCAACCGUGCGCCUCGGACAUCAGGGAGAGCUCACUGACGCUCUCGUGGUAUGGCCCCACGUACGACGGGGGCAGUCUCGUGCAGUCCUACACGGUGGAGGUGCAGGGCGAAGGGGAGAGCCGGUGGAAGGAGUUGACCUCCACGUGCCACAGCACCUCAUACAACGUGCAGGGCCUCGACCCGCAGAAGCAAUACAAGUUCCGCGUGCGCGCCGCCAACAUCUACGGCAUCAGCGAGCCCAGCCAGGAGUCACCGCUCGUCUCACCGGGCAUCGUCAAUGCAGUUAAAGCAGAAGAGGAGUUUUCAGAUGAUGAUGAAAAGGAAAAUGAAACUCGUGAUUACGGACACGUUUCUAUCAAUCCAAACAAGAAAUUAAACGAUCUCUAUGAUGUCAAAGAACGCCUCGGGACGGGACGGUUUGGACAAGUUUUCAAACUGGUGGAAAAGAAAAGUGGGAAAACCUUUGCAGGAAAGUUUAUAAAGGCCCUCACAGCAAAGGACAAGGAAAGUAUUCAUCAAGAAAUUGCUCUUAUGAACUCGUUGCAUCAUCCCAAGCUGGUCCAGUGUGUUGAUGCAUUCGAGUCAAAAACAGAUAUUAUAAUGGUCUUGGAACUAAUUUCUGGAGGGGAGCUUUUUGAGCGCAUCAUCGACGAGGACUUUGAGCUGACAGAGCGAGAGUGCAUCAAGUACAUGCGGCAGAUCGUGGAGGGGGUGCAGUUCAUGCAUCGGCAGGGCAUCGUGCAUCUGGACCUCAAGCCAGAAAACAUCAUGUGCCUCAACCAGACUGGCAAUCGCAUUAAAAUCAUCGACUUCGGGCUGGCUCGCAAACUGGAAAAUGUCAAGAAUCUGAAGGUCAUGUUUGGAACACCAGAAUUUGUGGCACCUGAGGUCAUAAACUACGAGCCCAUCGGAUAUGCUACUGACAUGUGGAGCGUGGGUGUCAUCUGUUACAUACUCGUAAGUGGUUUGUCCCCAUUGAUGGGUGACAAUGACAACGAAACCCUGGCAAACGUCACAUCGGCCACGUGGGAUUUUGACGACGAGGCCUUCGAUGAAAUAUCUGAAGAUUCCAAAGACUUCAUCAGUCACCUUCUACAGAAAAACAUGAAGGAGCGUCUGACUUGCACACAAUGUGUGGAGCAUCCCUGGCUGCAGAUGGACACAGAGCACAUGGCAGCCAAGAAGCUCUCAAAGGAGAGGAUGAAGCGCUAUCUCACCAAAAGGAAGUGGCAGAAAACUGGUAAUGCUGUACGUGCACUUGGGAGACUUUCAUCUAUGGCGAUGCUGGGGAUUGGUGGUAAACGAACUUCUGGUGUGUCUCCUCCCAGCCCAAAAUCUCCACCUGCCAUUAACGAUGUAUCUGUGACACCAGAUUCACCAACAGUGAAUCCACUCAGCCGCGUUGCGGAAGAAAAAUCGAAAACGAAACCAUACUUCAGCAAGAAAAUGAAAGAUGCCAAAAUGGUGCCAGGCUCGUCAGCUAGGUUUGAGUGCAAGAUUGAAGGUUACCCAGACCCCGAGGUGAUCUGGUUCCGGAACGGGCAGCCUAUCAAGGAGUCGCGUCAGCUCCAGAUCGAGUACGACGAGGAAGGCAACUGUUCCCUCAUCAUAACGGAUGGUUCGGAGCUGAACGGCUCCACCUUCAUUUGCAAAGCCAUCAAUGGCCUUGGUGAGGCCACGUGCUCUGCGCGUCUUCUGGCCAAUAAAUAACAAAAUGGGCGGAGCAACGAGCAAUAGAAAUAGUAACACUGAAAUAAUGGUUGAAAAACUACAAUUUGAGUUAUUUUAUCCUCUCACCACGAACACGCUGAGAAAAAAAUUGUUAAUAUAUUUACAGGUAGUUUAAAUAUAUUUCUGUUAAGGUAUGCAAGGCCAUUAUUUAAAGCUUCAUGAAGAAUGUACACAAAUUAUAUGUUGGUAAUGUUUUGAGUUAAUUGCGUAAUUGCUUUUUUUUUAAAUAGUAAUCAAGCGAUAUUUCCCGGUGUAAUGCGUUUGUAUCUAAUGUUUAGACCACUAAAAGAUGGAGAUUUGCAGGUGUUUUUUCAUCCGUAUUGGCUUGUGGUUUCUACAACAUGAAAAAGUAUAAAGCAGAUUAAUUAUAUUGCUAAAAUAUUGACUUUAUUUUGCAACAUGUUUAUGAGAACAACUAAAUUAGACUGUAGAUAAUGUUCCAAAAUGGAGUUUGUCGUUUUAAUGUUAUUUUUACAUUUACAUUGUUUGCAUCUUCAUAAAGAAGUGUCUGAAAAAAUUCAAAUACGAUGUGGAGAUAAUUGGGUAUAUUAUUUUAAGAAUAUUGUGUACACAAUGCUACUAAAAGCCAUCCACAUUUAAUUGUGGUCCAAAAUUCAAACGAAAAAAAAACUUUUGUAUCUUCUAUAUUUGGCUCCUAAACAUGGUUACAAAAAUCAUCUAUAUUUGUACAAUAUCUCUUCAGUAUUCUUUUCUGUAAUGCACACAUAAAUGAACUAAUGCGGAAAUAAAAUAAUUCUCGUUCUAUAAAUUGUAUCAUUGAGCAUCAACUUGUAAAACAUGUAUGCAUUCCUCUGUUUAAUAAAUGCACCGUGUACUUAUAAUAUUUGUUGUUUUACUCAGAAGAUGGAUUCCGAUAUGUGAUGAAGGGGGUAUGAGUUUAGGACAAUUAUUAAAGACUAGAGGACCCCUUGAUUAUAUAUGCAUGUACUGCUAUGUUUCCAUCGAGAGCUGAAGUGCAAAGAGAAAUCUGUCAUGCGUAAUUCUGCUGAAAGUGAUACUAGGACGGCUGAAAGAGAUUUGCUAAGCGAGUGUGUUGGUGAAGAGCAAAUGCGAUUUUGCGGUUUUGGUAAACGUGUUUUGCUGUUGGGAAAUCAUUUUCAUCGCAGAUUCCCUAGUGGGCUGUGAGGCUGGCCCACUUGGCGAAGUCGCUCGGGCUGAUGCUGUGUGACGUGUUACGUGCGUCCGUGAGCGAAAUAUUCCCACAACUCGAUAGCACCGUCAUAGAAACAUUUUCAUUUGCAUACAUUUGCAUAAAUUAUUUUCUUUUUUACUUCAUUAUAAUAGUAGUGAUAGUUCUAGGACUUACAUUCUUGAUGGAAAUGUUUGCUUGAUGCUACAGAACAUUUCUAUGGUAAGAAAUAAUGGAAUUUUUGCAAAAAGUCAAAUUUAGCACGCUGUUUUAGGUAAGGACAGGGUUGUUUAAAUAUGCCCUCAAGCUACAGUAUGUACUUUUUUUAAACAGUUGUGCCUUGCAAUAGUUUGAUUUGAAAAACAUAAAUCCACAAAUGUGUUUAGUUAACAUCAUGUUACAAAUAAAACUACUUUUAGCAUCAUUGUAACUGGGACUUUACAGUGUAUCUUUUUGCAUGAAAAGGGUACUUCAAAAAUCUUAUUUCCUGCGUGAUAUUAUAAUUUAUGGUGUACAUCUGUUUAAUUUUCAUGUAAAACCAGAACAAAAACACAUUCAACGAUUUUUUUUAAGUGAAACUUAUCAAAAAUGUCCAGUUACCAGUAAUUGGCGGUAAUGUGUAUUGAUGUUUGUCAUCGAAAAUAGCCAUUUAUUAGAAGCACAAAGCUUCAGUUUAAUUGAUACAUAUUAACAGCUUAUACCAAAUGGUUACAUAUUUUAUACUAACAGAUAUUGUCAAUAAAUGCAAGUUUUACUCACAAUAUCCUGCAAUAAAGUACACUAUUUGACUCGCACCUGUUGUUGCAUGUGAUGCUUGAUGUGUUUACAGUUUCUGAUGAGUAGUCAAAAUUAAUAUAUGCAAUAUUCCAUCAGAUAAUUUGUUUUCGCUACUUUAUAAUGGAUUAGCACUUAACAAUAAAACAUGCGAAUGAAUGUCUUGUGAUGCUGGCUUUGUUGUUGUGAAUGCACUUUGGGUUUAUUGAAUAAAAUUGGCCAGCUAUAGAUAAUAUAGUGUAUUAUCUAAAUGUGUUCAUUUGUGAUUGACCAAAUUUAUGAAUUUUGCCAUCACUUAUCUGUUUAAAUCAAAUGCCCAAUGGCAGGCCGUUGGUACAAACUUUCUCCAUUCUCUCUGAACCUGAUCUUUCUUUAUCAUUUCACCGUAAUACCCCCCUUCUUUUAAUUUAAGCAAAAAUCAUAUUUUUCCAUCUCUUGGCCUCUUUCACAAUACCCUUCCAGAAAUUUAUUUAUCAAGCUUCCAUCGUUACGAUUGCCCAAUGUAUAUAUUUAGGGAAAAAAUUGCAUUCUUAUUUAACUUCUCUCCUCCUUAACCUCCCCAAGAACACCUUCAAUUACUCUUUUUGUCCAGUUGAUUUCUCCACUCUCAAGUUUGAAUGUUCUAUACAGUCUUAAUUUCAGCAGUCCUGCCAGUUGGACAUCAGUUUUGUCAGGUGAGCAAACUUCCCAUGGUUGCACUAUGCCAAGCAUUGCGUACACACAAAUCAAUGCAACUGAACCUUCUUCCACGGCAUAGUAAUGCACUGAGAGAGAAAGCUAUUUGGUUGUCAUGCAUUUUUGACCAAUCACAGGGACAUUUCUCUGGGUACCCCUUAUAUAGCACUGUAAAUUAUUCAGCUGGGGUUCAUCGUAAUAAUUAGUGAAAUUUGAAAAUGUCCAGCCGCAGCAUAAUAUUAAUUGCCACGUUCUAGUUGCUGUCAGAUUAGGAUCGUGAUUUAUUGCUCCGUAUUUAAUGUUUAUUUGUCCUCAUCCAUCAUCUGAUCCCAUCUUGUUAUACCACAUGUGAAGAUGAGAA